Molecule: messenger RNA, 2109 nt
Organism: Cajanus cajan (pigeon pea)
Lineage: Eukaryota; Viridiplantae; Streptophyta; Magnoliopsida; Fabales; Fabaceae
Source: RefSeq, a predicted model, not a curated record
AUCGAUGUAGAAGGGGUGAUUAAAUUCUUCCCCGCCCCCGCGACCACUCAGUAGAUGCGCGCUCCCUCUCGCACACUCUCGAACCUAAAACGUGCUUCCUCGGCCGCCAAGGUCUACUAGGCGCACUCGCUGCUCGACGACACCACAGUCGCGGUAAAAGCCAUCGACAAGUCCAAGACGGUCAACGCCGCCAUGGAGCCCCGCAUCGUGCACGAGAUUCACGCCAUGCACCGCCUCCAGCACCACCCUAACAUCCUCAAAAUCCACAAAGUCCUUGCCACCAAGACCAAGAUCUACCUCAUCGUGGACUUCGCCGGUGGCGGCGAGCUCUUCUCCAAGCUCUCCCGUCGCGGCCGCCUCCCAGAGUCCCUCGCGCCCCGCUACUUCACUCAGCUCGUCUCCGCGCUCCGCUUCUGCCACCGCCACGGUUAUAAGUUGGUGAUGAACGCUUUUGACAUAAUCUCCAUGUCCUCGGGGUUGGACUUGCGAGGGCUGUUCGAAACGACGUCGGAUAAGGGGAGGCGGGGGGAGAAACGGUUCACUUUCGAUAAGAGUGUGGAGACUGUCGAGACGAAGGUGAAGGAGGUUGGCUUGAAUUUGGGGUUUAGGGUUGAGGUUGGGAAGAAUGGUGUGAUUGGGUUGGGAUGGGACACUGUCGUCCGAUUUUCUUCCUACAAUGAAAUUCUAGGGGAGGGGUUCUUUGCUGACUUUGCUCAAGUUGCUGAUGAUGAGAGCCGCCAGUUCUCUUGGUGUGCACAGAGGCUAGCUGAGUUGGGUUUUAAAUAUGGUGAUAUGCCAGCCCACAAUUUGCUAUGGAGGGAAUGUGAGAAAUCAUCAGACAAUGUUGCUGCAUGUUUGGCUGUGAUCCCAUUAGUCCAGGAGGCUAGAGGACUUGAUGUUGGGCCACGCCUGGUGAAAAAAUUAGUUGGCUUUGGAGAUAAUAGGACAUCUAAGAUUGUGGCUAGAAUUGCUUGCUACUAAACUAUUAGUUGAAGAUUGUCGGAAUCGGGGGAUUGCAUUUCGCCUGGGGGCUGUUCUACGUGACAUUCUUAACAAGUUUUUGUCGGAUGAUGUCCAUAUAAGAUCUAAUGGGAGAGUUCGAGUUGCUGUGACACAACUUCUUUGGAGACCCAGAGGUUUAUUGGUAGAUCAGUUUGAUUCCAAGGAAGAUCUCAUCAAUGCAGUUUUUACUUCUUCCUUUAUUCCAGGGUGAUUUAUAUCUUGCACCAAGGCCAGCAACGAUGUUUCGAAAUCGACUAGGCAUUGAUGGGGGUUUGACAUUGUUUAUGCCACCGACCUCUGCUGCACAAACGGUGAAACUACAGUGGCUAUAACAGAACAAAGACGUGUUCGUGCUUAUUGCUUUGUUCUGUUGCAUUGAUAGACUUAUAUUGUUGCAUUUCUGGUACACUGUUGGUUCCAUUGGUUGUUAUUCUAAAUACCUGGUAUAUUGUUGCAUUUAGAGGUAAUUUUUUAUUGGUUCCAUUAGUUUUUAUAGUAUGUGUGGUAUCUUUAUGCCAAAACUAGCAAUACACAUAUUUUAGUAUUUGGCUACAUGGUUUGUAGCAUGAUUUCUGUUGCAAUUUUUGCUAUAGGUGGCUGUUUUGUUGGUUCAUACUCUUUGGUUGCAUGGUUUACAACAUGAUUUCUACUGUAGUUUCUGGUUAAAAUGGUUGUUUUGUUGGUUCAUGGUCUUUAGUUGCAUGGUUUGUAGCAUGAUAUCUACUCAAUUUCUAGUUUGGGUAGUUAUGUUGUUGUUUCAUAAUCUUUGGUUGCAUGGUUUGCAACAUGAUUUCUACUACAAUUUUUGGUUUGGCUAGAUGUUUUGUUAGUUUAGUUCUAGUUUUGUUUUUCUAGGGCUUGAGUGGACUGGGUUAGGAACUAGUUGGCUGCUAUACAUCUUUAGUUUGGUGUUGCUAUUAUGGUUUUGGCUUGAUGGAGUUGUUGAUUCAUAGUUCUAGUUUUGAUUGUGGGUGGGUUAUGUUGUUGGUUGCAUUAAUUAGCUGGUUUGUUUUGGUCCCUGAUUGAUCUGGUCAUAGGUGUUUAGAAUUGUCAUUAUGAUUUAAUAUAUGUGAUAUAUAUUUUUCUUAACUAAGUUAUUUUGCUUUU